UCGCACGGGCCUUCUGUCCAAUAACACUUCUCCUGCCACUGGCUGGUCUGACGCGUGGAGGAUCCUUUGCUCUUCUGGUCUAAUUAAGCCUCCUGAAAGGAUUGCUCAUCGGGGACCCGGAGUGAUCAGCUUCAUGGGGCGGGAAGAACUGUCUUUGCAGCCCAGUUUUCCCAGUGGGUAUCAAGGUAACAAGUUUCUUGGUAUCUGGCUUCAAAAUUGCAAUAAGUAAAUAAUAGCAUUUUUGCUUGCAGCCAAGGUACUCCCCCCUCCCCCCCCGCCCCCCAAAGGGGGAGAGUGGAUUUCUUUAACAAGAAAGGAAAGAGCGGGAGAGCAAUAUUUGAACACAAAUACAGAAAGUUACAACCCUGGGAAGCCUUCUUGUUAACGUUACGGAAAUGAGCAGCUAGACUCCUCCGCAGAGGCCAAUCUGUUGUUCCAGUCAAUGAAACAGAGUUAGAGGUUCCUUCCUAAACGGGCCGGCUCACUUGGCCCCUCCCACGAGCCCGAGGGUCUGUUAUAUCUCUGUUCCUUGAGAGUACCUCUCUCACUGAGACAGACCACAGCAAGCAGAGGCUGGAAAAAAAAAAAUUAAAGAGCAGAGGAAGAACACAAAAGCUGCCAGUUAUGGAAGAUGUAAAGGAUUCUAGACUGAAGAAAUUUUGUGCCAAAAAUAAAGUUGUCAUCCUUGGCUUCGUCUGUGUCAUAGCUGUGAUUGCUUUGAUCGCUGUGGGGCUGACCCAGAACCAAUCAUUGCCACAAAAUGUUAAGUAUGGGAUUGUGCUGGAUGGAGGCUCUUCGCACACGACUUUGUACAUCUAUAUGUGGCCGGCAGAAAAGGAGAAUGACACAGGGGUGGUGACUCAGCUAGGAGAGUGCUUGGUACAAGGUCCUGGAAUCUCAAAAUUUGCUCAUAAAACACACGAGUUAAAAACUUAUCUGAAUGCCUGCAUGCAAAAAGCCAAGGAAAUAAUUCCAGUCGUCCAGUACACACAGACACCUGUUUACCUGGGAGCUACGGCAGGCAUGCGGUUGCUCAGACUUGAAAAUGAAAACCUGGCAGAUGAAGUCCUGGAGAAGUUGACAGAGGUUCUCAGAAGCUUCCCCUUUGACUUCCAGGGUGCCAGAAUCAUCUCUGGCAAAGAGGAAGGUGCCUAUGGUUGGAUUACUAUCAACUAUCUGCUGGGGAAAUUCACUAAGAAACUGAGAUGGCUCUACCCGCUGGGAAAUGAAACCAAUAAUGAGGAAACGUAUGGAGCUUUGGACCUUGGGGGAGCCUCUACACAAAUCACUUUUGUGCCCCAAAACCAGACAAUUGAGUCUCCAAAUAAUGCUCUGUACUUUCGUCUGUAUGGCAAGGACUACAAUGUGUACACACACAGCUUCUUGUGCUACGGGAAGGAUCAAGCGCUCUUGAAGAAACUAAUCAAGGACACCAUUCAGGUUUCAAAAGAAAACAUCAAUGACCCGUGUUUCAACCUUGGAUACAGCAGGAAAAUGAACACAAGUGACCUUAUCAACAACCCCUGCAACAAGGAAAAUAAACCGACUCUUCCAUUCACCCAGUUGCAAAUCCACGGCACUGGAAACUAUCAGGAAUGCCAGAAAAGUAUCCUUAGGCUCUUCGACACCAGUGACUGCCCUUAUUCCCACUGUGCCUUUGAUAAAGUUUUCUUGCCACAACCUGAAGGACAUUUUGGGGCAUUUUCAGCUUAUUACUAUGUGAUGAAUUUUUUAAAUCUCACAUCAGAUGCCUCCCUCACCCAGAAAAAGAUAACAGACACGAUGGAAAAGUUCUGCUCUGAGCCCUGGAAAGAUCUGAAGGAACGUUUUCAUAACGUGAAGGAGAAGUACCUGAGUGAAUACUGCUUUUCCGGAACAUACAUUAUCACUCUCCUUCAGGAGGGUUAUCACUUCACACCUGAUUACUGGAAGAAUGUUCAUUUCAUGGAAAAGAUCCGGCACACUGACGUGGGAUGGACUUUGGGCUACAUGCUGAACCUGACCAACAUGAUCCCAGCUGAGCAGCCGAUGUCCACACCUCUCCCCCAUUCCACUUAUGUCUCCCUCAUGGUCCUCUUCUCCAUAAUCCUGGUCGCAGCGAUUUUCAUAGGCUUGAUUGUGUUCCACAGGCCUUCAUGUUUCCAGAAAGACAGAGUAUAGCAGGAAUAGCUGAAAUCUGCUGGCUGGAGUGAGGAAAAAAAAAAAAAACUUGUCCAGGAAGCACUUUCCUCUGCAGUGGUGUCCAAGGUCACCCUUCCUUGCUCACCAAGGCCAGUUUUGACUUGUAUGAAGCUUUUCUGGCUUUGCUGAAGUCUUUCCUUGGAAAGUAUUCACCACCUUCUGCCUCAAGAACUUCCUGACGACGUCGUCUCUUUUGUGAGUCUCUCCCAAACCCUCUCCCUUUUCUUUUUUGUGCUCUGUGUUUGUGUAGGUCUUAAAAACCUGCCAUCUUUCAUGAUCAUUGCUUUAGAAAAGAAUAAUAUUGGUUUUAUUCAGAAGAAGAGAGUCCUGAAUCCUGUGUUGAGAACUUGUGCUGGCUAAAAGAAGAAUCUCGCUGUAAUCUUACAGAAUCAUUUUACUCUCGUUUUGCAUUUAUUAAGAAAGCCAUACAAAGCCUUUGGAGAGGGUAGACACACAUCCCAUUCCCAAUUUGCCCUUUGCAUGGGAGAAUUUUCUCAACUAGGCAAAUAUGUCAUAGUCCAAAGAGUCUUGUAAGGGAACUUAUGUGCUUGUGCAGUUAAUAUUCAAUCCAAUCCCAAACAGGGAUAUGGGUGAAUCAUAUAUUCCUGGAUGAUACAAAAAUGCUAUAGAAUGGAAUAUCCAGAUCAGAGAUUUUUAAAAAGCUGAUGUACAUAUAGACAUUCAGAUACCAGGACAUAUACUACACAGUGGAUGUAUACAUGUCAGGAAGAAAAAUAUAGUUACAAUCAAGGGUCGAGAAAUGCACACUUGGGUUCUGUUUUUACUGUAGUAAAAUACAUAUAAAAUUCACCAUUUUAACAGGUACAAUUCAGCAGCCCUGCAUUUAUAAGGUUGUACAAUCAUCUCCACUAUCUAAUUACAAAAUAUUUUUAUCACCAAAAAAAUUGACUGGAGACAAGACCAUUCCUGGGUAGGCUCAAAUCACCAACCUUUAAGUUAAUAGGCAAGUAUACUAGCCAACUGCACCACAAAGAUGCUACUGAGUUUCAAAGCCGUGCCAUAUCUUGUUGUCCCAGUGUGUACUUUAGUAAGAGACAUGCCUUUUUGCUGCCAUGGUAUUUACACAUCAAAAUGUGCCAAGAACUAGAGCUGAAAAUGUUGAUGCCACUUCUGUCAUACAAGUAAGAGUUGCAUUUACUUAUUCCAUGGUAUAUUUUGAGGGAGAAGCAGUAACUAUGGACCUUGUCAUGAAAAUAUGAAGAGACCCUGUGCCUCCUUUCUUUAGGGAUUGGUGAGAAUUACUUUUUCAGCAGGAUGGGGUGUUGAAGUGCUACUCUGAACUUUCCCCAGGAAUGACUAUUGAGCUGAUGUGGGGUGGGCUUGGCGGGGGGAGGGAGGAGGAAAAGCUCUCCACAAAUUAGAAGCCAAAUAUCUCUACAUCUCUUGAGUAACCAAGUCAUAUAUAUAUUUUUUUACAGUAUCCAGCUGAAUAUAAGUAUGUAUCUUGAUCAGGAAUAAGAAGUCAAAUCAGGGCAUGUUUAACUUCUUUCUAGUAGUAGUAACUAUAUUAUUAUAGCUAGUAUUUAUUGAGCAUUUGUUAUGUACUAUAUUCUCUGUCCAGGUGCAUUAUAUUAAUUUUAUCAUUUAAUCUCCACAAUAAUCUCAAGGUAGGUACUACCAUUCCACUUCAUAGAAGCAGCAAGUGAGGCUCGGAGAUGCUAAGUCACUUGCUCAAAUGAUUGAGGCAAAGCCUGGCAUGCACUACACCCUAUUUUCUCUCCCAUAUAUACUACUAAACAGUCUCAUAAUUUCAAAGCAUGUACUUAACUCUCUGAAUGAGUACAGGGCUUAUAGGCAUGGUAGAAAAGGAAGUAGACAGAACACCUGUUUCAUGAUGGAUUUGGGAUUUAAUAUUGCUUUAAGCCCACAAAAGCUAUCAUGGCAACACUGAUACUCUGUUCAUGUAGUUUUCACGUACUUUGCAUAGUAACAUAUGUGACAUAUGAUGCUUAUCAAUGAUUCCCAUACUCCUGGCUUCUUAAUUAUACUGCUUGCUCACUGCACAGCAGUUCAGAAUCAGAUAAAUAGUAAUUGAUGAUGAUAAUGAAAAUAAAAGGUCAUAAAAAUAGA
Messenger RNA from Pipistrellus kuhlii (Kuhl's pipistrelle), 4272 nucleotides. It is a transcript of the gene ENTPD1, whose product is annotated as ectonucleoside triphosphate diphosphohydrolase 1. The transcript is spliced from 10 exons. The coding region runs from base 625 to 2160 and encodes 511 amino acids. Gene Ontology annotation, molecular function: UDP phosphatase activity; GDP phosphatase activity. Gene Ontology annotation, biological process: nucleoside diphosphate catabolic process. Lineage: Eukaryota; Metazoa; Chordata; Mammalia; Chiroptera; Vespertilionidae. The record is from RefSeq and is a predicted model, not a curated record. Gene Ontology annotation, cellular component: plasma membrane.